AUGGAGGUCCUCCAGAAGGAGAACCCGGGGCCCCCGGCCUAUUCCGCUGUGGUGGCGAAGCCAUCUAGCACAAGGAGAUUUCUAAGAAUUGGGGCCAUUGCCCUCAUUGGAGGAGCCCUCCUCCUCCUCUUUGGAGCCAUUGGCGCCUUUUAUUACUGGAAGGUGAACGACAAAGAGGUCUAUAAUGUCCACUACACAAUGAGCAUAAAUGGAAAAGUACAAGAGGGAUCAAUGGAAAUUGAUGCAGGGAACAACUUGGAGACCUUUAAAACUGGAAGAGGAGGAGAAGAGGCUGUUGAAGUUCAUGAUUUUCAGAUUGGCAUAACUGGAAUCCGUUUUGCUGGAGGAGAGAAAUGCUACAUAAAAACUCAAGCUAAAACUCACAUCCCUGAAGUCAAUGCAAUGACAAAAGAGAGCCUCUCGUUUGAUCUGGAAGAUGAAAUAAUGCCAGCUAAAUUCGAUGAAAACUCUCUUGUUUGGGUUGCUGCAGACCAGCCAAUAAAGAAUAACAAUUUCCUGAGUCCCAAAAUUUUAGAGCUUUGUGGAGAUCUGCAGAUUUUCUGGCUUCAGCCAUCCUACCCAAAAGUUGGGCAAAGAAGAAAGAGAGGGGCUACUAGGAAAGCACGCCAGACCAACUUGGAUAUGGACCAAUUUGAAGCUGCUGCUGAAGAAGUAAACACUAGACCACGUACCAGCCCGCAGACUCAGCGGCGUGAACGUCCAUCUAACACUACCCAGCCUUCUGAAAGAGAUGUCAGACCAGCUUUUAAUCCAGAUAAUCCUUACCAUCAACUAGAAGGAGGUGAAGGAAUGUCUUUUGAUUCACGGCUAGAUCAUGAAGGUGUCUGCUGUAUCGAGUGUAGACGGAGCUACACACAUUGCCAACGAAUCUGUGAGCCUCUCCUGGGCUACUAUCCAUGGCCCUAUAACUACCAAGGAUGCCGUUCUGCUUGCCGACUUAUCAUGCCUUGCAGCUGGUGGGUUGCCCGCAUCUUGGGCAUUGUAUAAAGACGAGUCUUGCAUGAAGAGGCCCAGGACUAUGAAACGGAAAUUGCUAUGUACCUUUAAAUUCUAUGUAUGCUAAAUGUAAAUAAGUUGAAAAUCUCAAAUUAAAAUUUCACUAGUUCCACAAAUGCAGAGUUGGAAUCUGGCAGUCUUUUGUAAAACCAUACCCUCCAAUGCCUGCUGAAAGUGGAUUUUUUAAAAAAAAAUUGUCUAGAGACAGUUUAAAUCUUUUGCUUAUGAAUAAAAGCUCCCUCAGAAA
Pogona vitticeps (central bearded dragon) is the source of this 1264-nucleotide messenger RNA. RefSeq names its product chondromodulin (gene CNMD). Gene Ontology annotation, biological process: negative regulation of endothelial cell proliferation; negative regulation of angiogenesis. NCBI's taxonomy places the organism in Eukaryota, Metazoa, Chordata, Lepidosauria, Squamata, Agamidae. The record is from RefSeq and is a predicted model, not a curated record.